Messenger RNA from Trichoplax adhaerens, 1344 nucleotides. RefSeq lists its product as uncharacterized. Lineage: Eukaryota; Metazoa; Placozoa; Uniplacotomia; Trichoplacea; Trichoplacidae. The record is from RefSeq and is a predicted model, not a curated record. The annotation marks the transcript as partial. The transcript is spliced from 2 exons. Gene Ontology annotation, molecular function: UDP-glycosyltransferase activity.
CCAACACAGUUGAGAAAAUUAAAACCUUCUCCAUGGUUACUCUACCAAGUUAAUAAUUUAACAAACGCGCAAGAAACACAUAAAAUGUUUACUAAUGGAGGGACUCAAGAUUUUAUCAGUACUUUAUAUGAAGUACAAAGUCGAUAUUGUGAUGCAACUGUUUCCAAUAAAACUUUAUUACGAUUGUUGCAUCAUGUUGAUAUUAUCAUUACCGAUAGCGCCUACGUUUGUGGAGUUCUUUUACCGGAAGUAGUCCUUAAACCUUAUGUAUUAAUGUCGUUCCAUGCAAGUUUUUUCGGUCCUCAUUCGACACUAUCUAUCUAUGAGCCAAUUAGUUAUAUUCCAAGCCUAGGAUAUCCGAUAUAUUACCUACCCAUGACCUUUAUCAAACGAGCAUCGAAUCUAAUCUGGGGAAGUGUUUUUGGAUACAUGAUGGAUAGUGUGUCCUCUCGAGCAAUCAACGCAUUAAGAUGGAAACAUAAUAUUAGCACUCAUUUAGCCUUAUCUGAAUUACGAUGGAAAUUCUCCAUGAUUUUAUCCACUACUGAUUUUGUUCUUGAGUAUCCACGACCCUUACCACCUUAUAUGCAAGCAGUUGGCCCAAUUUCUGUACGCUCUCCUGAUCCUUUGCCAGUAACAUGGGACGAAUUUUUCAAUGAUAGUAAGUAUCGAGGUGUUAUUUUAGUAUCGUUUGGUACUGAGCUAGAAUUAAUGGAAAAAGAUGUACCUAAAAUGCUCCAAGCUUUAAGUCAGGUACCCUACAGGAUAAUUUGGAGAACUUUACAUAAUAUUACUAGAAUACCCGAUAAUAUUAAAACCGUCGAUUGGAUACCGCAAAAUGAUAUCCUAGGCCAUAAUAGGACUGUAGCUUUUAUUACCCAUUGCGGCUGUCAUGGUCUCUAUGAAAGCGCUUAUCAUGCAGUUCCAAUGAUAGGUAUGCCAUCAAUGGCUGAACAGAAAAGUAAUGCAGCUAGAAUUAUCCGUGCUGGUAUAGGAGUGGUAGUUGAUUAUUUUAAUUUUCAAGCUAGCGAUUUGGUGCAUGCUAUAGAGGAAGUGACUACUAAGAGAAAAUAUUCCACGAACAUAAAAAGGGUUUCCUCGAUACUGAAAAGCAAGCCUCGAUCGUCUACUGAUAUUGUUGUAGAUUGGGUCGAAUAUGUUAUGAGAACUAACGGUGCUCAUCAUCUCAAAGUAGAUGGUGAAAAACUCUACUUCUACGAGUAUUACAAUUUAGAUAUCUUAGUUGUGGGUAUAAUUAGCAGUUAUUUGGUUUAUCUAGCAUGCAUUAGAAUCAUGGGCAAGUUGUAUAACAGUAAUUUAAUAGAUAAAUCUAAAAUGGAUUAA